Messenger RNA from Puccinia triticina, 2424 nucleotides. RefSeq lists its product as uncharacterized. The coding region runs from base 1 to 2424 and encodes 807 amino acids. The transcript has 8 exons. Gene Ontology annotation, cellular component: cytoplasm. Gene Ontology annotation, biological process: nuclear-transcribed mRNA catabolic process, deadenylation-dependent decay. Gene Ontology annotation, molecular function: mRNA 3'-UTR binding. The record is from RefSeq and is a predicted model, not a curated record. NCBI's taxonomy places the organism in Eukaryota, Fungi, Basidiomycota, Pucciniomycetes, Pucciniales, Pucciniaceae.
AUGCCGACUACUCGUCCUUCUGUCGCUGGGCCUGGUGCUAUCGGCGAUCGUGAAGGUGCUCGACGUAACAGCUGGGAGCCGUGGACUACAGAUGUAGACAGUGGCCGAACUGGUGCCGAUUCGGCCUCGCAGACCAUGUCUAUCAAGGCAGCGGCUAGGCGUGCAUCCGAGUUCUCAGCCGGUGGUCGCGCUUUGGGUGCCAAUGGCCGAGCUGCUGGCUCUCCGCUUGCUAGACACCGCCUAUCCACUGUCGCCAACUUGAGUGUACCUGAAAUCGGUGGUACUGGCACGAACUUCUCCGCCUUAAGACGCGCCUCUCAGCCCGCUUAUGUCCCGUUCUCUCAAGCAACCGACAAUUUGUCCAAUGGCAUGAGCUCUUUGUCCAUCGGGAACGACAACGCACCCUCUACCCGCGCGUCCUUCAACGCUGGCGCUCCUCAUUCGGCGAUUCGAAACGCCGCUCUGUCCGCCCAUCGGCCUAGUCUUCCGGGCUUGUACGGCAACUCAGCCCCUAGCCAGCCAGACGGAGGGUGGAACCCAUACUAUUUUGGCUCGCACGCCGCCGCAGGAAACCAACUGGGCUCGACCGGCUCCAGCCACGACUCUCCUACCUCCUUGGAGUUGUCUGCAGCUGUUGCCUAUGGACAAGGUUAUGAUUACCGCCGUGAUUCUGGCUAUGGGCCGUCUCCGCCUAUCGUCACUAGCUCUGACUCCCGACGCGACUCGUACGCAUCACAAAUGGCAGCCGCUACGGACUUGAACAACAUCAGACGAACCCAAUCGGCUUGGCACAUACAUGAUGCAUUCGCCACUGCCCCACAAAUUAGACAUUCUUCCUUCUCGUUCAUGCCCAACCAAACUUCCGGCAUCGGUGCAGCUGGGCUUUCUCAAGGCAUGCAUGCCGGCGCUUAUGGACUCGGUGCCAACAGUGUCGCAGGGUACGGCGGUCACUUCGCUGGGUCCUACAACCCCUCUUUGAUGCCGAUGGACUCCAUGUUGAACAGCGGUCACGUGUUCACUCAGCAGCAACUCCUAGCUGAGGCCAGACGUCAGUCUAUUAACCUUCAAAACCUCGAGUUGAACGGAUAUGGCAGCGCGCAAUACACCAACCCCGGCACAUACAACAUGCACCCCGCCGUCAUGGCCGGCAACAUGGGUCCCAGAGGUGGGCCAGCUCCCGUCACCAACGCCGCUGGUGGAAAACCUGCCCCACCGUCACGCAACCACAGUACCGUGUCGCACAGGUCCAGCUUUGAUUCCGGUCGGGUUUCUAGGAGUGCAAUUCUGGAAGAAUUCAGAUCUAACAAACACCGCCGCUGGGAGUUGAAAGAUAUGACUGGCUUGAUUGUGGAAUUCGCUGGUGAUCAGCUUGGAUCCCGACACAUCCAGUCUAAGUUAGACACUGCCACACCAGAAGAGAAGACGAUUGUCUUUGAGGAAAUCUAUCCUCACGUUCUCCAAUUGUCGAUGGAUGUGUUUGCCAACUACGUUGUUCAAAAGUUCUUUGAGCAAGGGAGCGAGACUCAGAAGGCUAAAUUAGCCGAGUCCUUGAGAGGCCACGUCUUACAACUCUCCUUACAGAUGUACGGUUGCCGCGUCAUCCAAAAGGCCUUGGAGUUUAUUCAAGUUCCUCAGCAACACUUGCUCAUCAAGGAGUUGGAGGGCGAAGUUAUCCAAUGUGCCAAGGACCAGAACGCCAACCAUGUCCUCCAAAGAUCUUUGGAGCGUAUCGACUGCAACGUGAACUUGUUCAUCAGCAAAGCCUUUACCGGCCAAGCGUUCGCCUUGGCCACUCAUCCAUACGGCUGCAGAGUUCUGCAAAAAGUCUUCGAACAUAUGCCUGAUGACCAAACUAAGUCACUCCUCGAAGAGCUUCACCGAUUUUCCAACAACCUUAUGACCGACCAAUAUGGCAAUUACGUUGCCCAAUGGAUUAUUACUGAUGGCAAGCAGGAAGAUGCUGCUGCGAUGCUUGCCAAGGUUAAAGGUCAAGUCUUGCUUUUGUCCAAGCACAAGUUUGCCAGUAACGUUGUCGAAAAGGCCAUCUUGAAAUCCACUGAUGAAGAGAAGAAGGAAAUGAUCGACGAAAUCCUUGCUCCUCGCCCGGAUGCCACUUCAACCGUAGGCAUUAUGUUGAAAGACGCGUUUGCCAACUUCCCGUUGCAAAAGUUCUUGCAAGCCGCCAAGGAGCCCCAACGCACUCAAUUGUUUGCAGAGGUUGGUGAGCAAUUAGCCGACAUGAAGAAGUAUAGCCUCUCCUACGGCAAAUACUUGGUUGCCAUCGAGAAGUUGGUCAACAACGAGAAGGCCAACGUACAAUUCAACACCAACAUUUCGUUGAGCAACAGCCUCUCCAACAACAUGGCUAGUAACAUCCCAGCUGCCGGUCCGAUCACCCCCUCAGUCACUCAGAUUGCUGUUUAG